Messenger RNA from Sungouiella intermedia, 810 nucleotides. NCBI's taxonomy places the organism in Eukaryota, Fungi, Ascomycota, Pichiomycetes, Serinales, Metschnikowiaceae. The record is from the annotation of a GenBank genome assembly.
AUGAAUCACGAUCCAUUUCAGUGGGGAAGACCCCGCGAUGAGAUUUAUGGCCACUACGAUCACAAAAUCGCCCAAGCUUCUACUUCGGAGUUUCCCUCCAUGCACACUCAGCAGCCAAUUAUCACAGGAACUUCGGUGUUGGGACUUAAGUUUGACACGGGAGUGGUGAUUGCCGCCGACCACAUGGGAUCUUACGGCUCGUUGCUCCGUUUCAACAAUCUCGAACGUUUGAUUUGCGUUGGAUCAGAGACAAUUGUGGGUGUUUCUGGAGACAUUUCUGACUUCCAGCACAUUGAACGUCUCUUACACGAAUUGGAGACGGAAGAGGAGGUUUAUGACACCGACGGUGGCCACAACUUGCGUGCUCCGAACAUCCACGAGUAUUUAUCUCGUGUUUUGUAUAACCGCAGACUGAAAAUGGACCCAUUGUGGAAUGCCAUUUUGGUUGCCGGGUUUAACGACGACAGAACACCAUUCAUCCGUUAUGUUGAUCUCUUGGGAGUCACAUACGGAGCGCUGGCGCUCGCCACCGGGUUUGGCGCUCACUUGGCCAUUCCAUUGUUGCGCAAGUUGGUACCAUAUGACCUGGACUAUGUGAAAGUGAAGGAAGCGGAUGCUCGCGAGGCAGUGGUGAACGCAAUGAGGGUUUUGUACUAUAGAGAUGCACGUGCCUCUGACAAGUACACGUUGGCGGUAUUGUCAUUUAAAGAUGGUAAGGUUGAUGUGCAUUUUGACCAAGAGUUGAAGGUGACUAACCAGAGCUGGAAGUUUGCAGAGAAGGUGAUUGGAUAUGGUAGCAAGCAGCAGUAG